This is a messenger RNA of Mya arenaria, 2136 nucleotides long. RefSeq names its product caspase-1-like. Lineage: Eukaryota; Metazoa; Mollusca; Bivalvia; Myida; Myidae. The transcript is spliced from 3 exons. Gene Ontology annotation, molecular function: cysteine-type endopeptidase activity. The coding region runs from base 504 to 1337 and encodes 277 amino acids. Gene Ontology annotation, biological process: proteolysis. The record is from RefSeq and is a predicted model, not a curated record.
GGAGGGGGGGGGGUCACAACCACAUACGAGCAAACAAGAUUUGGGUUCUUUGGUUUUAUUUUAAAACACUAUUCAAUAACCAGGCACGCCGUUGUUUCUUAGUAUUCAUCAAACUGUAUAACAAACAUUUGUUUAAUGAUUGAGAUAUUAUAUAAUUCUAACACUGCUUCAUAAAUCAACCUGCGUCGAAAAGAGCAUAAAACAUAGGAUGUAAGAAAGGGGUGUAGAAAUUGUAAUCGAAGGAGUCUUAGAUGUUACUGUAUGGUCAUUUCCAUCCAAUUACAAACUAGCAUUUACACAUACAACACAUCUAAUUGUUGGACAGGCACAUAUACACAUGUGACUUUGACAGUUGUCAUGUGACGUGUAUACAUGUAAUUAUUACCGCAGUUUAGAAGUAGGGGAGAAAUAAUACACCUGCCUACAUAUUUCAUUAGGUAAAGCCAGUGCGAAUACCGGACAAUCUUAAAUACAUAUUAGCUGGUAAUCUGACACAUUACAAUAUGGUGAGGGGAAAUGCAGUUGUUGUAGUAAAUGAGACAGACAAACCAAGGGAAGGUACAAAUGUGGACAAAGAUAACUUGAUGUCAAUUAUUAACAUCCUUGGAUUUCAGUGUAUCAAUGUAAAAGACAGCUUGAAUGUUUCGUCAACAGAUUGGCAGCAUGAAGGUGAUAGGAAGGAGGAUUGUGACUGUCUUAGUUGUAGGAUAAAAACAUCAGCAUUGAAUGACGGUACGGACUGUUUCCUUUUUGCUAUAACUACCCAUGGAGGUGAAAAGGAAGGUUCCAUGGAGCUUCAGUUUAGUGAUAAAAAAAAGGUUGAGCUGAAAAGCAUUGUAGAUGUGCUAAAUAGCGACUGCCUGAGGGGGAAGAAGAAAAUACUGAUAGUGCAAGUCUGCAGGAGUUCCAGGGAUAAUGCCGCCUCAGCUGAUGAUCCAGGCGUUUCUAUAAAUAUAGCAAAGGAACUAGAAGAGGUGCAAAUAGACCCAGAACGGACUAUAAAUGAUGAAAACCCAGAAGACGAGAAUCAGGGGGCAACAUAUCUAGAUUUGUCGGAUGGAAUACUCCCAAGCUUUUUGCCAGCAAAUUUUAUCGUUGUCUACGCUUGUUGGUCUGGUAGAAUCGCACAGUUUAGCAAAAAAGAAGGAUCAUGGCUAGUUACCGACUUGAAAAAACAGAUUGACAACCAUUUUGAAGAAAAUACCAGUUUGGGAUUUCUACAAAUACUGACACAAACUGUUGCAAGUGUGGCGGAAAGGGAAACCGUUUGCUACAAAAGGACAGAAGACAAGAAAAAAAAAACUUGGCACAGAUGGGAAACCAGUGAAAGAUCCUAAAAAGUCUGGAAUGAAAAGCACAGUUACAAUAGUGCAUACAUUGACGGAGCCACUGAUAUUCCAGAAAACUGCCCCGGUAGAGGAUGGCGACGAGGAGCCAAAUCCAAAUAUCUAAACAUUUUUGCAUGGACGUUAUUUCGAAUACUUCUGUGAUAUGACACUUAUCACAACAUUUCGUGAAAUAUUGUCAACUAUAUAUAUAAGCGUGUUAUGUGUAUUACUAUGGUAUGUGUAAUUGUAUUGCCUGUAUUAAUUUAAACUAGUAUUGAAAGGUUUGCUUUGUACCAUAUUGAAGAGUUUUUUCUUUGUUUUUGUUUAUGCAUUAAAACUCAAAUUAGGACGGUAAUAAUACAACGCAAUAAUUAGCUUCAAAUAUAGUACAGCAAUAGUUUAACAUGCGUUUCAAACGUAAAAAAAAUGAUUGGUGAGUGUUUAAAGAUUUACUGUGAUCUACAUUCGUCUCAUAAGGCAGAAAUAUCGUGUUUUCUGCACCUUUCUUUCAAAUUAAACUCGGUAUUCUUCAAUAGAAUCAUCGUUUUCGACAUUUUUUUUCACUCUUUUUGGUAUAUUAAAACAAAUUUAAAUCUUAUUUGGGUAUAAAUGUGCAUCUUUAAUGUUGAUGCUGGUGACCCUAUAUCAUCUUGGAACCAUUUGAAAUUAUAAAAAGGAAUUCUUACUGAUAACUUUUAAGUACAAUAAAUGACCGAAAACACCGUAAAGAUAAAGAUACUGUGGUUUCUAUUUUUGCUCUUUAUUUCAACUUAAAGCUGCACUCUCACAGAGUUACUAACGGUUUAAG